GUAACGAUGGCACAUGAAGGAAGAGUCUGUUGACCCAGUAACUGCGGAUGCUGUGGCGGUUGGUCGAUUAAUCGGACAUGAAUGUUGGUAUUCGGGAGUUGUGUCCGCCUGCGCCAGCAGCAACUUUACACCCGCACACGUUGCUCAGUACUGGAGGCCAGACUUAUUUAUAGACACUAAGGAGCAUCCCAAAUCAGAGGUGAUGGAUCAGCUGGAUCUCUCCAUAGAGUAACAGUUUUAAUCAUUCAGCAGCAACACAACCAAAAGUGUACAAGUGACCAUUCAGCAUGCUGAGUGGAGUCACUACUCAGGAUAGGAAAGAGAAUGACUCUUCUCCAACGAACUCCAGAGUGCAAGGAGCUCCAGUGGACCAGGGCUGCAGACAGUUCGAGUCAGGAAGCAGGAAGGCUGGAUCAAACUUCAAAAUGGCUUCUCGAUCUAGAGUGAGUUCAGGAGAGGACGAGGAGACAGAGAGGCAACAAAGAGCAAGACCUGUGGUUAAAGAGAAUGGGGAAGAAACUUCUAGAGGAGUACAAGGCCAGGAGGAUGUGGAGAUGAAUAGUGGUUCUGAUAGUGUGGAAAGGACACAAUGCUGUUCGUUCUCAGCCAGUCAUAGUUCUGGAAGCACCACAGGCUCAGGCAGCACCAAGAGUGAGCAGGCAGAGCACGGUCGAGAGCAUGCUCAUCGGGAUGUGAUGCAGACUGUGCAGGAGAUGAAGAAGAGGCUGCCAACCGAGAAAAGAAGUCGUAGCAAGGCGAGCACAGUAAAAGCACUGAACUACGCCCUCAAAUGUGUCAAACAAGUGCAAGCAAACAGUGAAUACUACAAGUUACUGAUGUGCAACGGAUUGGAAGGAAAGAAAGAUGCCACUGUUUGCACCUUGGAACAUUUAGAGGGCAUCACGUCUGAACAUACGCUUAAAAAUACAGACUCAUUUGUUGUGGUGUUCUCUCUGGCCACGGGCCGGGUGGUGUAUGCUUCGGAGCAGGCCUCCAGUAUCCUCAACUGCAAGCGCAAGUUUCUUGACUCAGCCAAGUUUGUAGAGCUUCUGUUUCACCAAGAUGUUAAUGUGUUCUACUCUCACACUGCACAGCCACACCUGCCACCCUGGAAUGUAGGAACAGAUAGCGCUGCCAUGCUGUUUGAAUGUGCCCAGGUGAAGUCCUUCUUCUGCAGAAUCAGAGGAGGAAAAGACCGUGAUGGGGAGAUGCGUUACAACCCAUUCCGGAUCACACCAUACCUGCUAAAAUUACAGGGGAUUAUUGGAGAGGAGGAACACCAGUGCUGUUUGGCUCUGGCUGAACGCAUCAUCUCAGGAUUUGAAGCUCCCCGUAUUCCUACAGACAAGCGCAUUUUCACCACCACUCAUUCUCCUGGCUGUGUGUUCUUAGAAGUAGAUGAACGUGCUGUGCCUUUGCUCGGAUAUCUUCCACAGGACCUGAUAGGCACAUCGUUGCUGACUUGCCUCCACCCUGAGGACCGCACUCUCAUGCUGGCCUUGCAUCGCAAAAUUUUGACAUAUGCAGGCCAGCCUCCAUUUGAGCAUUCACCAAUCCGCUUCCGCUGUCAGAAUGGAGACUUUGUCACCCUGGACUCCAGCUGGUCCAGCUUUGUUAAUCCCUGGAGCCGCAAGGUGGCAUUCAUCAUUGGCAGGCAUAAAGUCCGCAUAGGACCUCUAAAUGAAGACGUGUUUGCUGCAAGAAACAAGGCAGAUGCAGUAAUUCAUGAGGAUGUUAAAGAACUACAGGCCAUGAUCUACAAAAUUUUCCUACAGCCGGUUCACACCAACGGUUCGAGUGGCUAUGGCAGUCUAGGCAGUAAUGGCUCCCAUGAACCCUACAUCAGCAUGGCCUCGUCCAGUGACAGCAAUGGGAACCUGUGGGAAGAUUCACAUCGAGAACCAAUGACACUUCAGCAGAUAUGUGCUAAUGUAAACAAAGUGAAGACCGGUGGCCAGCAAGCCUAUCUGAACUCUCGGAGGAAGAUCACACUUCUAGGCAAAGUCACAACAGAAUCCCCCGCACAAUUCCCUGGUGGCCAAGCUGUACAGGGUAUGAAAGGUGCCCUGGAGGAAUCACACUGGAAACAGUCGCACAUUCCCUCCUACCAGCAGAUCAACUGUGUUGACAGCAUCAUUAGGUACUUGGAAAGCUGCAGUGGCUCAGCAUUGAAACGGAAAAGUAAAUCCCUCUCUGUGGCUACCUCUUCCUCAACUUCAUCUGAAGAAGAUAAGACUCCUGCAGCCCCACUGGAAGAAAUGACCAUUGCAGAGGCAUCUAUGGAGCCUAGUGGUACAUUGGAGAGCCAGAUUUCAACUGGUUCAGCGGUGACCGUCACACAUACCACAGCAGCUGUGGUGGGGGCUCCACUAACUGACAUCACCCUGUCCACUAAAGCCAUGAGCAUAGUGUCAGUGACCAGUCAGUGCAGCUACAGUAGCACCAUUGUGCACGUUCCUCAGCCUGAAUCAGAAGUGACAGCUCUAGAGGAUGCACCAAUAGGAAGCGAGCAGACUGACCCAGCCCCAGCACUACCUUCAUCUAAAUCAGUGCCCAGUUCCUCCACCAUGGCCCAGGAGGAGCUCCAAGUUGUGGGGCUUACCAAGGAGGUUCUGUCAGCUCAUACACAAAAAGAGGAGCAGGACUAUGUGGAUCGCUUCAGACAUUGCAUCCUGGAGAGCCCCUACAGCUCCUACCUCCAACAGACCGACAGCAGCAUGGCCCAUUCCAACCACAGAGUUGAUUAUGUAACAAGACCAAUGAGCACAGGGGACUGGAACAGAUCCCACUCAGGCAAACCCAGACACAAGCGCCCAAAACCACAGGUCUCAUCCGACAGCGACGGAUUUCACCCUGCCAACUUCUUGCCAACACCCAUGUUUGCUUUUAAAAACUCCUCAUCUGAAUCUUCCCAGCCUAAGCCCAACAUUUGCUCCCCCAUGCUGAUGCCCGUUCAGAUGCCCUAUUACCCUUUACCACCUCAGCCUGGUGCCGAGCAGCUGCAAGGUGUGCCAGUGGCUAUGCAACCUGAGCAGAUUCAACCAAUGCAGUCAGUUAUCCCAGUUAUGAAUCCAUUCAUUACCCCUGUCAUGGCUGUCCUGAUGCCCUAUCCUGUCAACUUCACCAUUAAUCCCCAAGGUGUACCAGGCAUGCCCAGUGUACCAGGUGUACAGGACAUCACCUCUGCUGGAUUAGCACAUUCCUCCUUCACCCAUCCUGUUUUCAUGCCUCUGCUGGUCAAUCCUCAGGCAGGUCCAGGCUCCAUGCCCCCAGCUCCUGGUGCAAUGCUCUCCUCACCGGUCCCGUCACCGUGGCAGGAGGAGGACACGGACCCUGCUCAGCCAGCACUUUUCUCCAGUUCCAGGUCCAGCAGUCCUCUUCAACUCAACCUGCUACAGGAGGAGCUGCCAAAACCAAACGUCCCACAGAGCAGCACAGGUCAAGCUGAGAGCCUCCAUGAGCCCCACUCGAAAGGGGAGGAUGCUCCCAGUGAUUCAGGUAAUCAGGAUGCUCAGUCCACCUCCAGUGUGCUGCUGGACCUUUUGCUACAAGAGGAUGCAUGCUCUGGAACCAGCUCCAAUGCCUCGGGCAGUGGAUCUAGAGAGUCCAGAGGUUCUCUGGGCUCUGGCUCAGGCUCAGGCCUGGGUUCUAAUGGCACUUCUACCAGCCACACAGGCAGCAGCAACAGCAGCAAGUACUUUGCCAGCAAUGACUCCUCGGACACAUCACGGAAGGCCAGGAAAAGCCAGGAGGGUCCAGAGUGCACCAGAUUCGACAAGUGUGUCGAGGACUCCCUGUGGACCAUGAUCCAACACACACCAGAGCCAGUCAUGAUGACUUAUCAGAUCCACCCCAGGGACCAAGCACAGGUUUUAAAGGAGGACCGGGAGAAGCUGCUUCUCUUACAGCCCAUGCAGCCUUGGUUCACCCAGGAGCAGAAGGGGGAGCUGGCAGAGGUGCACUCCUGGAUCCACCGUCACACUGUUCCUGAGGAGAUAGACACAAAGUUUUCAGGGAUGUGUGAGCUGUAACUCCAACGCUGUUGAGGAUCAAAAUAUGCCAACUUGCUCCCCAAGCCCUCCUACUCCAGACAGCUCGUCCCCACAGGACUGCCCCACAGAAGACAUCAGCGCCACAUCUGAUACCUGACUGGCCCCUAUGUCACUCUUAGCACUUAGCCAAUGAAACCACAGGCCCAGGCUCCAUUGAGCUGGACCAGUACUGUCUUUCAUUCAAUCACACUGGCCACUCAGUGGUAAGGUCUGGAGUUUUUGAAACCUUUAGGUCUUGCACAGAUGUGAUGGGAUUUAGCUUUACAGUACAAGAACUUUAUAAACGCACACAGUUCAGACAGGGGGAGAAUAAUUUUAAAACAGAUUCACCUUUACCUGUUCCACAUGAUGGAAUCACACAACUGUGAAUUGUGCAUUUUGUUAGGACUGUAUUGAUAAAUUUUUUUUCCUUUAUUGUAUUGUUAUUUUUCUAUGGUAAUGGAUUUAGUUUCCAGUUGUGUGCUUUGUGUAGGAUUUUUUUAUGUCCUGUAGUGAUGUUUUGGGGGUCGGAAAGUAUUGCUAAAUGGCAUAAUGUCUGUCCUGUUGAUUUACUGCCUAAUUACAUGCUUAGACCAUAGAUAAAUAUAUAUUUAGGCCUAGGUUAAUCAAGACAGCAAUUAAAACUUUACUGACCACCAUAUUGGUCACUUUUUCUCUGCUGGAAAACAAAUAGUAGUCUGUAUAUAGUGUAAUCAUGUUUCACAAACCAUUGCCUUUUGUUCUAUACUGACAGGUGUGGAAUUCUAGAGGCAAGUGUAGAAUAUUGUUGCGUUUCUUAAUCAAGGUCCUAGAGGGAGCAGGGACACGUUCUUAAUGACCACGAUUAGUGCUGUGUUUGAUUGGUCUCAGAAAUGACUAAUACCAACUGUUACAAAUUAAACCACUUAGGUAUUAGCCACCCUUCAAGUUGAGCCACUUAAGUUUGAAUGACCCCCUUUUAGUAAGCCACUUCAAUUGUGGCUAUUUUUUGAAUUCACUUGAGUUAUGGGUGCUGUUCAACUGAAACCACUUGAGUCAUAGUUUCUUUUUGAUUAUAAUCCACAAAGUUAUACAUUUUCUUUGGCUUAAUCUGCUUAAGUUAUACUACAUUCUGAGUUAACCCAAUUAUAGAUUUUAGAAUUUUAGAUUGCAGAGUAUGGUCAUGUACAUUUUACCUCUGUUAUAACUAGCUAAAACACUUAUCACACGCUUUAUCAUAGUUAAAGCGUUGACUCAGGUAAUCAUUUUGUUGUAAUAUAACAAAACCACAGCAAACCUCAGGGAAUGGUACCAUUUCUAGUGACAUUGUUUUGUUUGUGUGUUACACCACAAUUCUGCUAGAUGCUUGCAUAUGUGGUAGAGGAGGUUAUCUGUGCAGAAAAAAAUUUAAUCUAGAAAAAAUGAGCAUAAUAGUCUCUAUUUAUAGCACUCCCUCUUUUAGCCACCAUGGUCUGUAUUAUGUAUUUAUAAAACGGAUAGUUCCGGUCCUAAAAUCUGAUUGGCUGAGCCGCGUUCGAAGCCGUUGUAAAAUCCCCGAUAAACGCACACCUAGGACCACCUCACAUCAUUCCAUAUUAAUACACCACUGAAUAGAAAAAAUUUAUGUUAUUUUCGCCCUCAUGUUGCCUAGCAACACUGUUAAUCGAACUAUUUUGCGUCGCGGAAGAAUGCUUUAUUGUAAGUUUAUACACAAUAAAUACAUUUAUGAAUUAAA
Messenger RNA from Trichomycterus rosablanca, 5745 nucleotides. It is a transcript of the gene per3, whose product is annotated as period circadian clock 3. Gene Ontology annotation, biological process: negative regulation of transcription by RNA polymerase II; entrainment of circadian clock by photoperiod; circadian regulation of gene expression. Bases 288 to 4031 code for a protein of 1247 amino acids. The record is from RefSeq and is a predicted model, not a curated record. The transcript has 22 exons. Gene Ontology annotation, cellular component: nucleus; cytoplasm. Gene Ontology annotation, molecular function: transcription corepressor binding; transcription cis-regulatory region binding. Lineage: Eukaryota; Metazoa; Chordata; Actinopteri; Siluriformes; Trichomycteridae.